UCUACGCCUCUCUGCUCUGACCAGGACGUCAGAGGGAAUUUCCAGUGGGGAAGGAAAUCAAACUUUUUUUAAAUUUUUAUUUUAGCGGAGAUUAAAGUCGGUGUCACCUGCGGGGUUCUGCGGGGGACUGACGCCUCCUGGGUCGGAUUAAACCCGUUCCUCCGCUCGCAGGUCGUGGAUGGACCGUGUCGGGGUCACGCUGUAAAUGGACCCAGUGGUUCGGCGUGGACAUGGCUGUGUGAUUCACUUCAACUCCGUUUUAUUUAUAUAGCGUCAAUAACAAUACAAAUCGUCUCGAGACGCUUCACAAAAACCGGCCUGAAACCUCCAGAACAAACCUGAAGGCGACGGCGGCCAGAAAAACUCCCUUUAACAGGAAGAACCCGCGAGCAGAACCAGCUCCUAUGGAGGGACCCACAGAGUUGUGAAGUCAACUCUUAGUUCCUGAGAGAGAACACGAGUUUUCACACGACUUUUCAGGAUCCAUCAUGGCUGGAGACGACUCGUACCUUCACGCCACCAACCCGAUCUUCGACAUGAUCCACGAUCCGACGUGGGACUUCGGUCAUUUCACAGCGAUGGGUCCAACGACUCCCCUGAGGACAGGUGAGGGUCCAGCAGUGGACGGGCCGUACCUGGAGAUCGUGGAGCAGCCCAAACAGCGUGGCUUCAGGUUCAGGUACGGCUGUGAGGGUCCGUCUCAUGGAGGUUUACCUGGAGCGUCCAGCGAGAAGAACAGGAAGACCUACCCCACGGUCAAGGUGUGUAACUACCAGGGUCAGGCCCGGGUGGUGGUCCAGCUGGUGACGGCGCUGACCUCCACCCCUCAUCUCCACGCUCACAGUCUGGUGGGGAAGCAGUGCGACAAAGGCAUCUGCAUCGCUGACCUCCAGUCCAAGGACUCCACCAUCAGCUUCCCAAACCUGGGCAUCCUCCACGUGACCAAGAAGAACGUGGCCAAGACUCUGGAGGAGCGGAUGGUGGAGGCUUUCAGGAUGGGAUACAACUGUGGGGUCUCCAUCCACCCCGAGAUCGACGCCCUGCAGGGGGAGGUCCGAGUCCCCCGAGAGCUCACGGACCACCAGCGCGGCGUCAUCAGCAACGCGGCGUCUCUUCAGGCCAAAGAGAUGGACCUCAGCGUGGUGCGCCUCAUGUUCACGGCGUUUCUCCCCGACAGCGACGGCGGCUUCUCCCGGCGGCUGGAACCCGUGGUGUCCGAGCCGAUCUACGACAGCAAGGCUCCGAACGCCUCCAACCUGAAGAUCGUGAGGAUGGACCGAACCGCCGGGUGUGUGACGGGAGGAGAGGAGGUCUACCUGCUCUGUGACAAAGUCCAGAAAGACGACAUCCAGGUUCGGUUCUACGAGGAGGACGACUCGGGUUUGACCUGGGAGGCUCUGGGAGAUUUCUCCCCCACAGACGUCCACAGACAGUUUGCCAUCGUCUUCAAGACUCCGAAGUAUCGAGACCAGAACCUGCAGAGGCCGACGUCCGUGUUCGUGCAGCUAAAGAGGAAGUCAGACAACGAGACCAGUGAACCCAAACCCUUCACCUACCACCCUCAGAUCAUAGACAAAGAGGAGGUGCAGAGGAAGAGACAGAAGACGCUGCCAAACUUCCAUGACUUCAGUGGCCAUGGAGGAGGAGGAGGAGGCCUGUACCGAGGAGGAGGAGGUGGAGGAGGAGGCCCAGCUGCAGGAGGAGGACCUGGAUCAGGAGGAGGAGGAUAUUUCCAGGGCUUCUCCACCUAUAACUAUGGAGGAGCAGGAGCAGGAGGAGGAGCUUUCUCUUCAGCGUACUCAGCUGGUCUGGGAGGAGGAGGAGGAGGAGGAGGAGGAGGAGGCGGAGGAGGCAUCAAACAUGCUUCUCAGAGUGACGACGAAGACGAUGACAGCGGCCCAGACGACGAUGAGACGGGGGCCCAGAGAGGAGGCCUGGAGGCGGAGGAGACGAAUGAGGAGGGGGGGGUCAGUGUGGAGCAGGAGGACACAGUGUGCGACGCUGAGCAGCGAUUGGUCCAGGUGACCAGUCGACAGUUGGAGGCUCUGUUCCGCUACUCUGUUACAGGUGACUCGGCCUAUCUGCUGGCUCCACAGCGCCCCCUGAUGACGGCACAGGAUGAGGACGGAGACACGGGCCUCCACCUGGCAGUCCUCCACAAACAGCAGGGGGCGCUCAAGAGUCUCACCCAAGUGGUGUCUGCUCUGUCCGGAGAGGAGGUGCUGAACAUGAGGAAUCACCUGUACCAGACUCCUCUGCACCUAGCGGUCAUCACACAGCAGAAGGAGGCGGUGGAAGCGUUGCUAAUGGCCGGCGCCGACCCGACUCUGACGGAUCGCCACGGCAACACGGUGCUCCACCUGGCGUCGCGGCAGGAAGGGGGCGGGGCUAUGGUCCGGUUUCUGCUGCGACACCGAGCGCUGACGGACUUGCUGGACCAAACCAACACAGCCGGCCUGUGUGCCGUCCACCUGGCCGUCCUGGCCAAUCAGCUGUCUUCCCUCAGGGAGCUGCUGGAGGGCGGGGCCAACGUGGAGACGCAGGAGCGAAGCUGCGGACGGACGGCGCUGCACCUGGCGACCGAGAACGACAACGUGUCGCUGGCCGGCUGCCUUCUGCUGGAGGGAAACGCCAAGGUGGAUGCCUGCACCUUUAAUGGCUCCACCCCCCUCCACAUCGCCGUAGGGCGGGGCUCGGUGAAGCUCACAGCGCUCCUCAUGGCCGCAGGUGCAGACCCUCAGAAGGAGAACUACGAGCCGCUCUUCUUCAGAGACGACGACGUCUGUGAGGAAGACGAGGAGGAGGAAGACGAAGGUUACACACCUGGAACAACUCCUCUCAACAUGGCUGCCAGCGCUGAGGUGCUGGAGCUCCUCCGCGGUAAAGAGUACGAACCAAAGCGUCCUGUCAGAGCCUUCGUCCCUCCCCAGGGCGACCUGUCCGGUCUGGACUCUGAGGUGAAGCUGGCCCUGUGUGCUGCCCUGGAGAGUGAAGGAUUCUGGGAGAGUCUGGCUCAUGGUCUGGGUCUGGGAAUCCUGAACUCGGCCUUCAGGCUGAGCCCGACCCCGGCCCGGUCCCUACUGGACAGCUACGAGGUCUCUGGGGGGACGGUCCGGGACCUCCUGGCUGCCCUGAGGUUGGUGAAGGGGUGCAAAGCUCUGAGCGUCCUGGAGGGGGCGCUGCAUCACAACCAGGACACCAUGACUACUGCGGAGUGUCCGGCCCAGGACCCGAAGGGGGACGUUCGGGUCGACAGCGGGGUCUGUGACAGCGGGGUGGAGCUUUCCACGGCGUAGCCUUCUGAUUGGUCUGAGCUGAAGGAGGAGCAACUGAAUCCAGGCUCGGGACGUCCUGAAGACUCUGGACCUGUCUGCAUGUUUUAACUCUGAUUAUUUUAAAAUAUUUUUUUAUUACUUUCUUCGUCCGUGUCUUUUCCUGGAAGCAUCACCAGAGAAUCCUGACGCAAGGCAUUGUGGGAAAGGUAGUCCAGAUGAUAUUUAUAUCUUCACCAUGAGCUUCAGACUGGUUGUAUGAUUAUUUUUUAAUAAAGUUUGUUUUUUAUAGAAAACUA
Messenger RNA from Mugil cephalus (flathead mullet), 3571 nucleotides. It is a transcript of the gene nfkb1, whose product is annotated as nuclear factor of kappa light polypeptide gene enhancer in B-cells 1. NCBI's taxonomy places the organism in Eukaryota, Metazoa, Chordata, Actinopteri, Mugiliformes, Mugilidae. Gene Ontology annotation, molecular function: protein binding; DNA-binding transcription factor activity, RNA polymerase II-specific; RNA polymerase II cis-regulatory region sequence-specific DNA binding. Gene Ontology annotation, cellular component: cytoplasm. Bases 489 to 3296 code for a protein of 935 amino acids. The transcript has 24 exons. Gene Ontology annotation, biological process: inflammatory response; response to cytokine; regulation of transcription by RNA polymerase II. The record is from RefSeq and is a predicted model, not a curated record.